AUGCUGCUUCCUUUUGGGUCUCAGGAUUCGCCUGUUUUCAAUUUUCUUAGCAAUCUUUCCCCCAUACAGACAGUGAGGGCCCCACCAAUUACGCAAGUUUUCCCGGAGCUAAAUUCUCCUCCACUCGUAUUCACUUCACCGCAACUCAAUCUCCAUAGACGGUCAGCUUUUCUGAAAAGCAGGGCACAAUUCCCUAGAGUCUCUGCUGCAAAUUUAGCUGGCCCUGAGGAGGAUGUGAAGGGACACAGAAAGCUGAAUAUUCAGCUGAGCACUAGACUAGAAAAGGCCACGAAAAGCAAUAGCCCUGAGAAUGACUUAACCGGAAGUCCUGAAGGAAGCCCAGAUCAGUUCUUGGCUGACAUUGUGGAUGCGGAGUCUGUCAAUCCGAAAUUCUCUAAUAAUUCAACUACCGAAAAAUCUGAAUUCUCUGAUCACUCACCAAAAGCAAAGGAAAAUAAAUUAAACCAUGUGUGCGAAAUUAGUUCAAGAACAAGCGAACAAAUAGCUGUCGUGCCUGAUGUUAUUAGCAAAGAGGCACUUGAAGAAAAUAUAUUGAUUGAUGUGAAUGCAGUUGAACAGCAUUCAAAUCAGGUGGAUGGUGUUUCCAGUUGCCACGGUAGAGAUAUAGAACAUGAGUUGACCAUAUUCCAUGCAUUGACCCACCAGACCAAAGAAGAUAUUAUGACUGAGAACGUGGAGGCUGAGCAGGCUGACCAUUCAGAUCAAUCGAAUCAUUUUCUUUCAGGGUCAAUGAAAAUAGGAAAAGAGAAUGAAAUUCUUGCUGAGGAUACUGGAGCAGCUUUGUCUGAACGAGCUCCGAUAAGAGUGAAAAAUGACCGCGAGGCUUUUCAUCUCCGGGGAGUACAUAGGCGCUCUCUCCAGUUUGAAGAUGCUCAGCACAAGGUAUUAUCAGGUCAGAUGGCUAAAAGUACUUUGGUUAGUGAGGGGUUAUGCCCUAAAAAUCGUGUAAACUCUACCAUCAAGACUCCCAAGCCUUCAGGUAUUGGCUUGCACCUGAACAGUAUAAUCAAUGCUGUGCAAGCUGGAUCUGGUUCAAAAGUAAAUUUGAGGUCAGCUCAUACUUUCAGUAUUGCCGGGAAGAAGUCCAUGCAUGUGAAUGAAUCUCAUCCUGUUGAUUCUUCAAAUUAUUCUUCUAUGUUACCCCCUGUGGAGAAUGUUUCAGUUAGUACUGAUGAUAAUAGGCAUGGAAGUCACUCCGCAGCUGGAGUUACUUCAUUAGAAGUCACUCCUUCAAAUGAUUCUAUCAUCUUAAAUUCGUUAGCAACGCCUGGUAUUAAGAGGAAGUGUACUGAAAAAGCUGGUGGUUCUAAAGAGUUUGCCAAGAUGAAAUUAUUGAACCCAGGUGAAGGCGGUGGUUGCAAGCGUUGUAAUUGUAAGAAGAGUAAAUGCUUGAAGCUUUACUGUGAUUGCUUUGCUGCCGGGAUCUAUUGCGCUGAACCUUGUGCAUGCCAAGAUUGCUUUAACACACCUAAAUAUGAGGGCAUGGUUAUCGAGACACGGCAGAAGAUCGAAUCACGAGAUCCCCUUGCAUUUGCUCCCAGAGUUGUACAACGCGACACUGUUCAACCUCCUAGCAUUCGUGGGGAAGAUGCGACCCCCCCGUUCACGCCUUCCUCCGCAAGGCAUAAAAGGGGGUGCAAGUGUAAGAAGUCCAUGUGUCUCAAGAAGUACUGUGAGUGCUAUCAGCAGGCGAAUGUUGGUUGUUCAGAUGGAUGCCGAUGUGAAGGAUGCCAAAAUGCCUUUGGCCGAAAGGGAGAAUGUUGCCCGAUUGAGGAUGUGUUGUGCGAAGAGGAUACUAAAGAAAUAGCAGAUGGGUCAAUUCUUGAGAAACGUAAAAUAACUGGAAUUGCUGUAAAGCAUACUGAGGUUUUCAAUUCACACCAUUUGAAUCCCUCAACACCAGCAUUCCAGUUCUCAAACCAUGGAAAGGAUCCAUUGAAAUCUUUGUUUCCUUCUGGAGAGUACUCCCAAUCACCUGAAGCUGAUUUCACAUACAUGAUUACUGCAGGGUCUCCUGUAAACUCAGACGAUAUUAACAAUAACAUGAUAACUGAAAAUACCCAGCAAAAAAUGAUUAAUCCUUCUUCUUUCGAACACGACUCACAACCAAAUGUUCAAAGGUAUGCAGAUGAUCCGUUAAUUGUUCUGGAUGAUACGCCUGAAAUGUUAAAAGACAGUCCUACUCCUGUCAAUGGUGUGAAAGUUUGCUCCCCGAACAAGAAACGCGUUUCUCCUCCUCAUCGGCAUUCGAAUGAAUUUGGAUCGAGUUUGUCAGUUGGUAUUCGUACUGGUCGUAAAUUCAUCUUGAAGGCUAUCCCUUCAUUUCCAUCUCUUACCCCGUGCAUGGACAAGUCAAAUGAACCUCAAGAUCGUCAUGUUAAUAAAUGA
This is a messenger RNA of Striga hermonthica, 2409 nucleotides long. Lineage: Eukaryota; Viridiplantae; Streptophyta; Magnoliopsida; Lamiales; Orobanchaceae. The record is from the annotation of a GenBank genome assembly.